This is a messenger RNA of Aspergillus campestris IBT 28561, 1383 nucleotides long. RefSeq lists its product as uncharacterized. Lineage: Eukaryota; Fungi; Ascomycota; Eurotiomycetes; Eurotiales; Aspergillaceae. The transcript has a single exon. The record is from RefSeq and is a predicted model, not a curated record. Bases 1 to 1383 code for a protein of 460 amino acids.
AUGGAAUCCUCAAAAAUCGAGUUGUGGGUCCCAAAGGACUUCGCAGAAGAAGGGAAAAUUUAUAUGCUUCCCGCAAAUCACAGGGGCGAUAUGUACCAUAUCCGCGCUGCCAUGCUCUUGGAGCCGCAUCACCUUCUUGUUUAUGCCUGUUCCGAUAAGACGAAGGACCUCACGGGAUACCUCAUGAGAUCGGUUGCUUCCGAAAACAAGAUGUUUCUGACUGAAUGGUCUUGGGAAAUACUCAGUGGAAGUAAAGAUCCCAUAGGUACCGGAUACGACAAACGGAAGUUCGAAGUGAUCAGUGAAUCAAACGCAACUACAAUCAUCAGAGGGAAAAUUAAUUCGGAGAAAGAUGCCAAAGAUUUAGCAGAGAAAAUGAUAAUCAUUGAUCAAACGCACAAAGAGGAGAUACGACGCUACUUGGAAAGUCUAUGCGAAAAGCUUUUCCAAACAGGCACCGAAGCAGUCCUCAUACAGUGUCGCGACACUGGCACGAAAGGGGGGAUAUACCCAGAACUCGAUUCCGGAAUUGACUCGGUCAUACAGAUAGCUCAAUACGUGGGAAUGGUCUCCCAAACGCUGAAAGUCGUGCUCUGUGGAAACACCGAAAAGAUCGACGAUCUUGCUGGAAUUGGGGAGUAUUUCAAACAAAUAGAAUCCAGCAAAUGGCCGAGUGAGAGCAACAGAGAUAUCGAAGCAUUCUUUCUCCAGAUAGCAUUCGAGAAGAAAUACUUCAGCAUGGUCAUUGGCUUUCGCAGUGGCGGGUUGGACCUCUUCACCUUCCUUGGAGUACCAUCUGUUUCAAUCAGCGUUCGACAGAUGGUAGGAGAGAAUCGACAUGGAGAAAUUGCACGGAAUAAACACCUUCAGCGCUGGAAUAUCCAGUAUGAGCUUCCACGACACGUCACUACCAAAUACUUCGGAGAAAGACAUGACCUUCUCGGCUCACCUUGGUGGAAGUUUGACAAGCCAAAGGGUCCUACACGCGCGGAUCAAGACAGGCCAAAGAGUCCUACACGCGAGGAUAAAGAUAAGCAGAGCAUCCUUCCAACUGGCUUCCACAAAUUUGACAGUGAGAUUGUCAAAAUCGGCAUCCAUAACGCUAUCGUUGUCCUCUUGAAGUAUCCCAAUGUCCCAACCAUAAAGCCGGUUAUCCAGAACCGCGUGUUUUCCAACUGGGAGUGUCGGCCCAGUCAUUACAGCAACACUAGGCGAGAGGAUCUCCGUGACUUCUUCGACGGCCAGAGAGAAAAGGAAGAGGAUGAUUUUACAACGAGAAAGAACGACAUUGAGAAUAGGAGAGAGGGCAAAGCUGACUUUGAGAAAUGGGAAAACUCCAUGCGUCAAGAAUGGAAUCGCAUUCUCAACAAGCGUUAUCACUAG